This is a messenger RNA of Colletotrichum spaethianum, 3984 nucleotides long. RefSeq names its product ABC transporter BEA3. Gene Ontology annotation, cellular component: membrane. NCBI's taxonomy places the organism in Eukaryota, Fungi, Ascomycota, Sordariomycetes, Glomerellales, Glomerellaceae. The record is from RefSeq and is a predicted model, not a curated record. Bases 1 to 3984 code for a protein of 1327 amino acids. Gene Ontology annotation, biological process: transmembrane transport. The transcript has 6 exons. Gene Ontology annotation, molecular function: ATP binding; ATP hydrolysis activity; ABC-type oligopeptide transporter activity.
AUGAACCCUAUCAAGACGGAGACGGUCGAGACAGAUGGGUUACCACCAGUGAUUGCAGGCAUCGUCGACGACGAAAAAAACGGCGCGAUACAAUCGACCUCCGGCGGUAGCGAGGCGCCAACUCCCGAAGUGAAGAUCAGACCUGAACGACAACCUAAUCUGAAGGACUACCUCCGCGUCUUCACAUAUGCCACGAAAUGGGACAUCUUUGCCUACUUCGCGGCCGGGCUCGCGUCGAUUGCUGCCGGAACUACUUUGCCACUGAUGAACAUCGUCUUUGGCCAGCUUGUAAACCAAGUCAAUGGCUUCGGUGUCGAUGGCGGCACAACGUCAGCAGACGAUUUCAGGAGGAUUGCGGACAGGCAAGCACUCUAUCUCUUCAUUCUGUUCAUAGCCCGCUUCGCUCUCAACUACAUCAACAAAUUUGGGUUUCGAAUGAUUGGAAUUCGCCUAUCUUCUGCAAUUCGCUUGCACUACCUUCGAUCCCUCUUCGGCCAGACCAUCCAUGUGCUUGAUUCGAUGCCGGCCGGCGCGGCAGCUACAACCAUCACCUCUACCGCAAAUACUCUUCAGAUUGGCAUUUCCGAAAAGCUUGGCGUCUUCCUUGAGUUCAACGGCACUAUCUGGACUGCCAUCAUAGUGGCAUUCGUAUACAGUUGGUCUCUGACUCUUGUUACGGCAUCAGUCAUCCUGUUCAUUCUUCUGGUCUUGGCAGUGCUGUUGCCUUUCAUCAUCAAAGGCCACAGCCAGAUGACCAAGGCGGAAGGAAAGGCUUCUGCUGUUGCCAGCGAGGCAUUCUCAAGCAUCCGAAUCGUUGCUGCUUGUGGAGCGGAAGACCGAGUUGCUGCUCGGUAUGCUCGCUGGGUUGAAGUUGCCCUUCAGAAGGGCCAAUUUACGGCCCCUCUGAUAGCUAUUCAAUUCGGCCUAAUCUUCUUCGCGCUGUUCGGCACCUUUGGACUGUCGUUCUGGUACGGCACACACUCUUGGGUGGAUGGACGGGUCAACAAUGUCGGCGAAGUCAUCAUUGUUCUUAUGUCAGUAAUGCUUGUCGUCAUGUCUCUCGAACGCCUUAGUACGCCUCUUCUUGCUAUAAGCAAGGCAAUGGUAGCAGCAUGCGAGUUCCUCACUAUCAUCGAUGCCCCCCUCCCGAAAACGGGCGAAUUAAAAGAUCCUCAGGUGUCCGCCAACCAGGACCUUGAAUUUAAGGGCGUCACCUUCGCGUACCCCAGCCGACCGCACGUCAAGGUCCUGGACGAUCUUGAUCUGACUAUAGAGGCUGGAAAAGUCACAGCCAUCGUUGGGCCAUCAGGUUCUGGUAAGAGUACCAUCGUUGGUCUGAUUGAACGAUGGUACACUCUGCAGGACCAGCAUGUCAUCGCCAAGACAGUCGAAAAGGACAAGAUGAAGGAAGCCCAGAAGAAGAAGAACAAGAAGAAAGGCAACGAGGACUCUGAUGUGGAUGACAUACCCGAACCUGAAGAGACUGGUCCAGCUAUCAAGCUUGAGGGCUCUGUUACCACGGCUGGCCAUUCUCUUGAAGACAUCAACUUGAAGUGGUGGCGAUCUCAAAUCGGCUUGGUACAGCAGGAGCCUUUCUUAUUCAAUGACACCAUCUUCAAGAACGUUGCCUAUGGUCUUAUUGGAUCACAAUGGGAGGACGCCUCAGAGGAGAAGAAAAGGGAACUUGUCAAGGAGGCCUGUCGGGAGUCAUUUGCAGACGAGUUCAUUGACCGCCUGCCCGAUGGAUACGACACUCGAGUCGGUGACAGCGGUGCAAAGCUCUCUGGCGGUCAGCGUCAGCGUAUCGCUAUUGCUCGAAGCAUAGUCCGGAAGCCAAAAAUUGUCAUCUUGGAUGAAGCUACUAGCGCCAUUGAUGUCCGUGGCGAGAGAAUUGUCCAAGCUGCUCUCGACAAGGUCUCCAAAAAUCGAACAACAAUCACCAUUGCUCACCGUCUUUCAACCAUCAAGAAGGCCGACCGAAUUGUUGUCUUAAAGAAAGGAAAGGUGGUUGAGCAGGGCACUCACGAAAGUCUUCUGGAAAACGACGAAGGCGUCUACUACGGAUUGGUCCACGCUCAGCAGCUUUCGCUUGGAGACCAAACGGAAGAUGGCGACGAAGACAACAAGCAAGAAGAUUUGGGUGCAGUCCUUAACCGAGAGAAGAGUGCCGCGAAGUCCGAGGUUGGAAGCACUAGCCAUAAGGCCGAGGCUAGGAACCGCAACCUCUUCCAAAGUUUUGGACGCUUGCUUUACGAGCAGCGGGAUCGCUGGCUUCUCUGCGCUCUAACCGUGGUCUUUGCAGCUUGCGCUGCGGCUGGAACCCCUCUGCAAGCCUGGCUCUUUGCCAAGGUCAUUGUGGUGUUCAAUCCUGAAAACACUCCCGACAAGAUCCGUAGCGACAGCAACUUUUGGUCUAUGAUCUGGGCGGUCCUGGCCGUUGGCAUCGGCCUUUCGUACUUCUUCAUGGGACUCGCCGCGACACAUUUGGCAAACUUCAUAUGCGCGGCCUACAGACAGCAGUACUUCGAGGCCAUUCUUUUCCAGAAAACAUCAUUUUUCGACGAGGAAGAAAAUGCACACGGCAGCCUAACCGCCAGGGUGGCAGGCGAUCCCAAACAGCUGGAAGAGCUCCUCGGUCUGAACAUGGCCAUGGUUUAUACGGCGAUCUUUACUCUGGUUGGCGCCAUUGCUAUUGCUUUUGCUUUUGGGUGGAAGCUAGCCUUGGUUGCCCUUUGCGUCACAAUGCCCAUCGGUAUCUUGUCUGCCUACCUCCGUUUCAAGUAUGAAAUCGAGUUCGAUAAGAUGAACGCGGCUGUUUUCGCCGAAAGCUCCAAGUUCGCUGCCGAAUCCAUCGGAGCGUUCCGAACCGUGUCGGCACUGACCUUGGAGGACACGACGUGCGCGCGGUACGACAACUUGCUCAAGGGUCAUGUCAGUCAUGCUUUCAAAAAAGCCAGGUGGACUAGUUUCGUCUUCGGCUUCUCAGAUUCGGUUUCCAUGGCCUGCCAGGCUCUUAUUUUCUGGUACGGCAGUCGGCUGCUGGUCUCCGGAGAAUACAGCUCUCAGGCCUUCUUCGUUUCCUUCAUGGCAGUAAUACAGGGUGCUGAGGCUGCAGGCCAGGGUCUCAGUUUUGGGCCCAACGCUGCCCAGGUUACAGGAGCCUCGAACCGGAUCAUCAACAUGCGGGACUCUAGGAACCAGGACCUCAUUCCGGCUACGGAAACCAUCCCGGACACCGAGGGUGGCGUUCAGAUAGAAUUGCGCGACGUCCAUUUCAAAUACCCAACUCGCGAUGUCUCUGUCUUCAAGGGGCUCAACCUGACAGUUGAAAAGGGGCAAUUCGCUGCCCUCGUCGGGGCAUCUGGCUGUGGCAAGACAAGCAUCAUUUCUCUCAUGGAGCGUUUUUACGACGUGCAGAAGGGCGCCAUCCUCUGCAACGGCAAGAACAUCAACGACGUUAACGUCUACGAGUACCGGAAGCAGCUGUCGUUAGUAGCCCAGGAGCCUACCCUGUUUCAAGGCACGAUCAGGGAGAAUAUUCUCCUUGGAGUGGACGACAAGAGUGUAACGGAUGAACAACUACACCGGGUAUGCCAGGAUGCUUCUAUUCACGACUUCAUUGUCUCCCUUCCCGAGGGAUACAACACCGAUAUUGGCAGUCGAGGCGUUUCUCUGUCUGGUGGCCAGAAGCAGCGUGUGGCUAUUGCCCGUGCGCUCAUCAGAAACCCGCGUAUUCUUCUACUUGACGAGGCUACAAGCUCCCUUGACUCUGAAUCCGAGAAGUUGGUCCAGGCUGCCUUUGAGAGAGCAGGAAAGGGUCGCACCAUGUUGGUAGUCGCGCAUCGUCUCGCAACGGUGCAGAACGCAGACAUCAUCUUCGUCCUGGGAGAGGGCAAGCUGCUGGAGAAGGGCAGCCACACCGAGUUACUGAAGAAGAAGGGAGUGUACUGGCACAUGUGUCACAGCCAGGCGCUUGACCGGUAA